AUGAUUCCCUCGCUGCCUGCGGGUGAAAAGGUCAAGAUCGAAGCCUUGAAGUCGACUUGGACAAACGGCAUGGGCAAGAUUACGAAACUCAUCGGUGGGGGCAUUGGCCUGGUCUCUGAAGCAAUCUCCAACCACAAGACAUCGGGUAGUAGGCAGCAGUCACCUCAGAACUUCAAUGCAGAGUGUAGUGAAAGCAACAAGGCAGGGCCUUCUUCUGAUAUUUCAGCUAAUCCACCGGUAUAUGACGAAGUGACGGAAUACCGUUCCCAUGCCAAAUCGGAAAAGCAAGCGGAACAUGACGAGAAGGAUAUAGAAGAGGACAAUUCUUUGUCGGAGGAAGAAGAUGAAGAACAUUGGGCACUGGACGAGGCAGCGAGACCAAAUGAACUACCAAAAGAUACAGAACUCAAGGACUCGGAUGAGGUCGCAAAUCGCUUCAUAAGAACGUACCCUUCUAUCCAUGCCAUGCCAGCGGGAACGAACCUCUCAUGUCCAGUAAUCAUACCCCAACGAAGACCUAGGGAUAACGCGAGGGGAUUCGUCAGAGCGUAUGCACCAGUUCUAGAGGACUAUGGCAUCGACCAAGCAUCGUUCCUGGAUUUUCUAGAGAGCUUCCAGCUGGCCAGCAAAGCAUCCCCGUGGCUUAUUGUUGUCACUUUGGUGGCGUUGGGUGCGCAGUUGACACCUAGUCUUAUUGCAAAGGGUGCUUCGGUGGCUGUGGGAGUGACUGCUGGGGUUGCUAUAGAGGCACAAAGGGCUUCUCGGUAUGUUGUCUACCGACUGUCGUUAUGUCAUCAAUAGCUGAUAUAUAUAAAGGUCCCACUCGUUUCUCGAUCGCAUGAAAAAGGAGUACUUCCAACCCCGUGGCCUCUACUGUCUCGUCAUAACCUACAAACCGGAUUCCUCCACGAGCCACGCUCUACUCGAUAUCUCCAAGUCACUAGGACCCUCUGGACCAGUAUCUGAGAUCAAUACUGCAAUGCGCAAGCUCUGGGUCUCCUCCUCAACCAUAAACGGCCAUCUUGAAAUGCCCGAAGCCGCGCCCCUCAUCUUUCCCCAUCUUGACGCUCUAGCGAACGGGACGACGAAAGAGGACCUGGAGAAGAGUCACAAGAUAACAAGCACCAAGGCCUUUGUGGCGGAUUACAUGGAUAGAAGAGCGCAGGCUCGAUACACGGGUCAGAACCCGGGAACAGCGCUCCCAGGCGAGCAACCCAGGUUUGUAAGUCGAUACGUGGACCCGAAUUCGUCGACUAAUACUGGGGGCUUGCUUUCGUUCGCUACUGGCGGGACAGUCAACCCUCGAGAUGGGAAGCGUAGGAGACCUAUCAGGAACCUUUUGGCGGAGGGAGGGGAAUACUUGAAAGGCAGGAAGGGGGAAGGAUCAAGGGAGAAGGUGCAAAAUGAUGGGAUUGAAAGUCCGCAGUCGGUAGUCGCUAGGGAGACAUUUGGAGGACCUCUUGGAAGGAGAGCGGGGGAGUCGAGGGGGGAUAGGAGGGAUAAGGUGGGGAGGCAGGGUGUGGUGAAGAGGGUUUUGCAGAAG
Molecule: messenger RNA, 1543 nt
Organism: Hymenoscyphus albidus
Lineage: Eukaryota; Fungi; Ascomycota; Leotiomycetes; Helotiales; Helotiaceae
Source: the annotation of a GenBank genome assembly